AUUCCACUUUUGCUGCUCACAACACUCGCGUGUUUGAAUGAACGAAGGAGCCCACGAGUACCUUCAGACUCAACUUGAGAAGUUUACGAUAAACAUUGACUAGUAUUUCUAUAACUUAGCAAAUUAAACGAUACAUUGUUAGCAUUUAAUCCAACGUGUACGGUUACUGAUUGAGGUUUAGUACAGUAGCUAAAGAGUCCUGUAUAUGAUCAAAUAUGUCCGAAGCACAAGACUUGAGAAAGCGCAGUAAGAAACGCUAUGGCGGCGGACACCGGAGUAAGAAGUACAAGGGUUCCCGGGAGCUUGAGGUGGGCAUGCAAGGUAUUCUCAUCACCUGUAAUAUGAACGAGAGGAAAUGCACCGCGGAAGCCUUCAACCUGCUCAACGAAUACGCCGAUCAACUCUACGGACCUGAGAAUUUUAAGGAACCCGAGGAGAGCAGUAGUGAGGAGGAUGAAGAUGUGGAGGCAGCUCUGAAGAAGGAGGUGAAGCAGCUCAAAGCAUCGUCAGGGAAACGGGAGCGGCGCUUCCAGGCUAUGGACAGUGGAGCCAACAACGUCAUCUUCAUCAAGACGAAGAACCUCGACCCUGAUAAGCUGGUGCAUCACAUCCUGUCAGACCUCCACAUCACCAAGAAGAACAAGUCACGAGUCAUCCUCAGAAUGCUGCCGGUGAGUGGAACGUGCAAGGCGUUCCAGGAGGACAUGGAUAAGUUCCUGAGUGUGUUCUUAGAGCCGUGGUUUAAAGCCCCCAACCAGGGCAGCUACCAGAUUGCCUUCAAGGCCCGGAACAGCUCCCACAACAAGAGGGAUGACAUCAUCAAGGCCCUGGCAGGCCUGGUGGGGAAGAUGAAUCCUAAAAACAAGGUUGACCUGACCACCCCUGAGCUCACCAUCAUCGUCGAGGUCAUCAAGAGUGUGUGCUGCGUCAGCGUCGUCAGGGACUACACUCUCUACAGGAAGUACAACCUGCAGGAGGUCGCCAAGGAGGAGGGGCCUAAAGACGUGAAACAGGAAGAGGUCACCACAAACCAGGAAGAGAUAAAGUCGAACCAGGAAGAGAAGGAUGGGAAACAGGAAGAGAUCAAGUCGAACCAGGAAGAGAAGGAUGGAAAGCAGGGAGAUGGCAAGUCGAACCAGGAAGAGAAGGAUGUGAAACAGGAAGAGAUCAAGUCGAACCAGGAAGAGAAAGAUGGAAAGCAGGAAGAGGGAAAGGAUGCCCCAAAAACAGACAAGGAAGGAAAGGGGGAUGAAGAGGAGGAGAAGUAGAUCCAUGUACCAGGAGGGGGAGAAGAAGAGGAAGGGGAAUGAGGGAGGAAGUGAAAUGGGACUGAUAAACAACUAAGGCAUCUCACAGUGCAGGUGAUGCAGUCAAUGUGUUUUAGAUAGCUUUACUGUAGAACAGGUCCUAUUCCUAUUGUCCAUUCCAAAUGGGACCCUAAUCCCUACAUAGUGCACUACUUUUGACCUGAGGCCUAUGGGUCCCGGUCAAAAGUAGUGCACUAUAAAGGGAAUAGGGUGCCAUUUGGGACAUAACCCGUAUGUUAUUUUUUUCCUUGUACCUCCAGCUGUAUGGUGCAUAGUUAACUAGUACCAGGGUUGGGGUCAAUUCCCUUUUCAAUUCCAGUCAACUCAGAAAGUACACUGAAAUUCCAUUUCUCUUCGAUGUGUUUUCAAUUAGGAACCUUUUGGAAUUUGGGUUACUUUCUGAAUUGACCCCAACCCUGACUACGACAAAAUCCUUUGGUCCUCCAUUUUGUAUUGUCUCCAACAUGUCCUCCAUUUUGUAUUGUCUCCAACAUGUCCUCCUCAUCACUGACAGUCCAUUGGUCUCCUCUCCAUCACCGAGCACUCACUGGAAGCUGAUGGGUACAUUUUUUAAUUUCAUUAGAUUUUUAAAAAGAUUAACUUUUAUUUUUUAACAUAAAAGGUGUCAUACAUUGUUUUCGAAUAUAUAUUUGUUGGUUUUCCAGAAAUCCUGGUUGUAGGGUUCCAAGUUUCCUGCGUAUUCCCUCUUUAUUCAGGAAAUCCUACAUCUGGGAUUUCUGGAAAACCAGGGAAUUCAUUGAAAGUUCACAGAAUUUUUCAACCCUAGUCAGCUGACAGUCUUUCCUCUGUAAAUGAAAGUUAGAAGAAUCUCUAGUCUUCUAAGUUGACCCAGUUCUUACAGGGCUGGUUUCCUGGACCCAGAUGAAGCAUAGUCAUGGACUAAAACACUUUUUUUCAUUGAGAAUCUCCAUUGAAAGUGCUUCUUUGUCCAGGGGCCGUUAUCUAUCAUGUGUCUCAGAGUAGGAGUGCUGAUCUAGGAUCAGGUCCCCCUGUCCAUAUAAUUGUAUUUGUUAUAAUCUUAAAGACUGAUCCUAGAUCAGCUCUGAGACCAUUGAUACGGCCCCAGGAAUGUAGCCCUGAUCUGAGUGCAGGACUCUCAUAUACUGUCUGAUAAUGGAGGUAUACUGUAAUAUACCUUUUUGUUUUGUAGAACAGAGUAACUUCCCAAAAAAACUGCUCCUUGAAAUAAAGUGUGAUUUUUUU
This is a messenger RNA of Salmo salar (Atlantic salmon), 2531 nucleotides long. Its product is annotated as THUMP domain-containing protein 1. Gene Ontology annotation, biological process: tRNA modification. The record is from RefSeq and is a predicted model, not a curated record. NCBI's taxonomy places the organism in Eukaryota, Metazoa, Chordata, Actinopteri, Salmoniformes, Salmonidae. Gene Ontology annotation, molecular function: RNA binding.